GUAUUUUCUUACAUUUGUGUUUUAAAUUGAUAGCUGCUCUCAAUGGCAUGUUAAAAAAUACUUUAGUGAAUUUCAUAUUUUGAUACAGUUUCCAGCACAGAUCAGCAAUUUCUCUGAAGGUUUUUGAUUAUACGUUUGAUUCCAGAAAUUCUGUUUCACUGGUACUAAUUCAAUGCGUUUAUUUUUCUUUUGAGAAUGGUACCUUACUAUAAAUGUCGCAGGAGGAAAAGCAUUGCCAUUUAAGCUAAAGAAGUGCUGAAUAUGACAUGCAUGUUGGAAAAUGUGUGAUGCUGUCUUAUAAUUUUAGCUCGGGUUUAUACAAAUGCGGGCAUUUAUCUUGUUAUUUUCACAGCCAUACACACUUACUGCCACUUGAAGUUAUCCUUUCAACAGAUCUUCAUUAAUUAAGUUUGUCUUACAGGAGCGGAAGGAAAAGGAUGAUGUGAAUUUCACCUUUGAAAGGCAGCAGUAGGCAAUGCAACAUUUAAGAAGUGUUUUUUGCCUGUGCCCAUAAAAAGCUAUACCAUUAUGUUGAUGGAUUUGCUACUUUGUGUCCUAUUAAGUAUAAAAUGUGACCAUAUAUUUUGGAUUCCAAGGUCUUUUCUGGUUUGUUGAACACAAUAAUGCUUAAGAUGAUGAUUUAAAUUAGUUUUAAUGUACUUGGGUAAUCAAGCAUACAGUGCUUUGAAGCCACUAAGGGAGAAAAAGAAGAGAUAUUUCAGCCUUCCCCAGUAAUGAGACCCAUAAAUCAAAAGAACGAACAUGGAAACUUCUAGCAAGCCUAGGGAUCUAAUUUCAAACACCUUAAAAGAGACUCCUUUUUUGGUUUAGGCUUGCCAUGUCCGUGGUGCCCAGUGGAAGGGCUGGUCUGGAAAAUUUGGAUAAAAAACAGAGAACCGCUAUAGGAUUAAAACAAUGGAGCCAGACACUCUCAGCCUUUGGAUUUGAGAGGCUUGUGUUUAAGAAGUCUGGGCCUGAAGAGGUGGAAAUAUAGGGGGCGUAGAUUCAGUUAUAGAUACAUACAUGUUCAAAUACCAAAUACAUGUCAUUUAAGGGAAUCGUAAGAUGACUUUGUAAGAGGGAGACUUUUUUCCAUUUAGCAAAUAAUUGUAAUAGACUUUUCAAACUAACUCUGAAGUGAAAGUUUGAGCAUAAAAGCUUUUCAGCUGACAAAGAGAAAUGGCAUGAAUGUCUGAGAAAAAAACCAGACACAUCCCUAAAACAACAGAGAAAUGCCUUCUAGACUUUAGAUACAUCUAUGGCAAAUAGGAAGACAGGCUAUUUCUAGACCUCUGGCAGGAAGACUGGCCUUUUACUCAGUCCUUAAAGGAAGAAAAUAGCCAAGAGAAGUUUGGAAUAAGAAAUCCAAGUUCUUUUACACGUUGUUGGUUCAGGCAAUGUCAGAGAUUUUUUUCAUAGCUUGUCUCUUGGAGGCUGACCUUGGACUGUGCACAUGGACCUAUUUUUAAACUGUAGACUCCAUGUCACUCCCACAUAUUUUACCCUUCUACUGUUCAAGUGCUAAAACCAGGGAUUAUUUAAGUUAGUUUACACUCUGUUGCAGCCUGGGGUGAGAAUUUAGGAUUCCAAAAUUGUGUUAGAAGUGGGUUGAGAGGAAAUAAAUGUGGAGAGGCUAAAUGACAGUAGUGGUAUGGACCAUUUUCCUUUGAAUUUCCCCCUAUUUUUAAAAUACUCACUGGAGUCCUAGGAUACACACAGAUAAUUGACGUAUCUGUAGGGAUAUUUGCAUUCAAGAGUGACUCCCCUUUCCUCCCAGAGCGUGAUGAUUCACCAUAGCCAGACCCAGGAAUAUGUGCUCAAGCCCAAGUACUUUCCAGCCCAGAAGGGGAUUUCAGGAGAGCAGUCCACUGAAGGUUCUUUCCCUUUAAGAUACGUGCAGGAUCAAGUUGCGGCACCUUUUCAGCUGAGUAACCACACUGGCCGCAUCAAGGUGGUCUUUACUCCGAGCAUCUGUAAAGUGACCUGCACCAAGGGCAGCUGUCAGAACAGCUGUGAGAAGGGGAACACCACCACUCUCAUUAGUGAGAAUGGUCAUGCUGCCGACACCCUGACGGCCACGAACUUCCGAGUGGUCAUUUGCCAUCUACCAUGUAUGAAUGGUGGCCAGUGCAGUUCAAGGGACAAAUGUCAGUGCCCUCCAAAUUUCACAGGAAAGCUUUGUCAGAUCCCAGUCCACGGUGCCAGCGUGCCUAAACUUUAUCAGCAUUCCCAGCAGCCAGGCAAGGCGUUGGGGACGCAUGUCAUCCAUUCUACACAUACCUUGCCUCUGACCGUGACUAGCCAGCAAGGGGUCAAAGUGAAAUUUCCUCCUAACAUAGUCAAUAUCCAUGUGAAACAUCCACCUGAGGCCUCCGUCCAGAUACAUCAGGUUUCAAGAAUCGAUGGCCCAACAGGCCAGAAGACAAAAGAAGCUCAACCAGGCCAAUCCCAAGUCUCUUACCAAGGGCUUCCUGUCCAGAAGACCCAGACCAUACAUUCCACAUACUCCCACCAGCAGGUCAUUCCUCACGUCUACCCCGUGGCUGCUAAGACACAGCUUGGCCGGUGCUUCCAGGAAACCAUUGGGUCACAGUGUGGCAAAGCGCUCCCUGGCCUUUCAAAGCAAGAGGACUGCUGUGGAACUGUGGGUACCUCCUGGGGCUUUAACAAAUGCCAGAAAUGCCCCAAGAAACCAUCUUAUCAUGGAUACAACCAAAUGAUGGAAUGCCUACCAGGUUAUAAGCGGGUUAACAACACGUUUUGCCAAGAUAUUAAUGAAUGUCAGCUACAAGGUGUAUGCCCUAAUGGUGAGUGUUUGAAUACCAUGGGCAGCUAUCGAUGUACCUGCAAAAUAGGAUUUGGGCCGGAUCCUACCUUUUCAAGUUGUGUUCCUGAUCCCCCUGUGAUCUCGGAAGAGAAAGGGCCCUGUUACCGACUUGUCAGUUCUGGAAGACAGUGUAUGCACCCUCUGUCUGUUCACCUCACCAAGCAGCUCUGCUGUUGUAGUGUGGGCAAGGCCUGGGGCCCACACUGUGAGAAAUGUCCCCUUCCAGGCACAGCUGCUUUUAAGGAAAUCUGUCCUGGUGGAAUGGGUUAUACGGUUUCUGGCGUUCAUAGACGCAGGCCAAUCCAUCACCAUGUAGGUAAAGGACCUGUAUUUGUCAAGCCAAAGAACACUCAACCUGUUGCUAAAAGUACUCAUCCUCCACCUCUCCCAGCCAAGGAAGAGCCAGUGGAGGCCCUGACCUUCUCCCGGGAACACGGGCCAGGAGUGGCGGAGCCAGAAGUGGCAACUGCACCCCCUGAAAAGGAAAUACCUUCAUUGGAUCAAGAGAAAACCAAACUUGAGCCUGGUCAACCCCAGCUGUCUCCAGGCAUUUCAACUAUUCAUCUGCAUCCACAGUUUCCAGUAGUGAUUGAAAAAACAUCACCUCCUGUGCCUGUUGAAGUAGCUCCUGAAGCUUCUACGUCUAGUGCCAGCCAAGUGAUUGCGCCUACUCAAGUGACAGAAAUCAAUGAAUGUACUGUGAACCCUGAUAUCUGUGGAGCAGGACACUGCAUUAACCUGCCGGUGAGAUACACCUGUAUAUGCUACGAGGGCUACAAGUUCAGUGAACAACAGAGGAAAUGUGUGGAUAUUGAUGAGUGUACUCAGGUCCAACACCUCUGCUCCCAGGGACGCUGUGAAAACACCGAGGGAAGUUUCCUGUGUAUUUGCCCUGCAGGAUUUAUGGCCAGUGAGGAGGGGACUAACUGUAUAGAUGUUGACGAAUGCCUGAGGCCGGACGUCUGUGGGGAGGGGCACUGUGUCAAUACUGUGGGGGCCUUCCGGUGUGAAUACUGCGACAGCGGGUACCGCAUGACCCAGAGAGGCCGUUGUGAGGAUAUUGAUGAAUGUUUGAAUCCAAGUACUUGUCCAGAUGAGCAGUGUGUGAAUUCUCCUGGAUCUUACCAGUGUGUUCCCUGCACAGAAGGAUUCCGAGGCUGGAACGGACAGUGCCUUGAUGUGGACGAGUGCCUGGAACCAAACGUCUGCACAAAUGGUGAUUGUUCCAACCUUGAAGGCUCCUACAUGUGUUCAUGCCACAAAGGCUAUACCCGGACUCCGGACCACAAGCACUGUAAAGAUAUUGAUGAAUGUCAGCAAGGGAAUCUAUGCGUAAACGGGCAGUGCAAAAAUACCGAGGGCUCCUUCAGGUGCACCUGUGGGCAGGGGUACCAGCUGUCGGCAGCUAAAGACCAGUGUGAAGACAUUGAUGAAUGCCAGCACCGUCAUCUCUGUGCACAUGGGCAGUGCAGGAACACUGAGGGCUCUUUUCAGUGUGUGUGUGACCAGGGUUACAGAGCGUCUGGGCUUGGAGACCACUGUGAAGAUAUCAACGAAUGCUUGGAGGACAAGAGUGUUUGCCAGAGAGGAGACUGCAUUAAUACUGCGGGGUCCUAUGAUUGUACUUGCCCAGAUGGAUUCCAGCUAGACGACAAUAAAACAUGUCAAGAUAUUAAUGAAUGUGAACAUCCAGGGCUCUGUGGUCCUCAAGGGGAGUGCCUAAACACAGAGGGUUCUUUCCACUGUGUCUGCCAACAGGGGUUCUCAAUCUCUGCAGAUGGCCGUACGUGUGAAGAUAUUGAUGAAUGUGUAAACAACACUGUUUGUGACAGUCACGGGUUUUGUGACAAUACAGCUGGCUCCUUCCGCUGCCUCUGUUAUCAGGGCUUUCAAGCCCCACAGGAUGGGCAAGGGUGUGUGGAUGUGAAUGAAUGUGAACUGCUCAGUGGGGUGUGUGGUGAAGCCUUCUGUGAAAACGUGGAAGGGUCCUUCCUGUGCGUGUGUGCUGAUGAAAAUCAAGAGUACAGCCCCAUGACCGGGCAGUGCCGCUCCCGGACCUCCACAGAUUUAGAUGUAGAACAACCCAAAGAAGAAAAGAAAGAAUGCUACUAUAAUCUCAAUGACGCCAGUCUCUGUGAUAAUGUGUUGGCCCCCAAUGUCACGAAACAAGAAUGCUGCUGUACAUCGGGUGCGGGAUGGGGAGAUAACUGUGAAAUCUUCCCCUGCCCGGUCUUGGGAACUGCUGAGUUCACUGAGAUGUGUCCCAAAGGGAAAGGUUUUGUGCCUGCUGGAGAUUCCUCUUCUGAAGCUGGUGGUGAGAACUAUAAAGAUGCAGAUGAAUGCCUACUUUUUGGACAAGAAAUCUGUAAAAAUGGUUUCUGUUUGAACACUCGGCCUGGGUAUGAAUGCUACUGUAAGCAAGGGACAUACUACGAUCCUGUGAAACUGCAGUGCUUUGAUAUGGAUGAAUGUCAAGACCCCAGUAGUUGUAUUGAUGGCCAGUGUGUUAAUACAGAGGGCUCUUACAACUGCUUCUGUACUCACCCCAUGGUCCUGGAUGCAUCAGAAAAAAGAUGUAUAAGACCGGCUGAGUCAAACGAACAAAUAGAAGAAACUGAUGUCUACCAAGAUUUGUGCUGGGAACAUCUGAGUGAUGAGUACGUGUGUAGCCGGCCUCUUGUGGGCAAGCAGACGACGUACACUGAGUGCUGCUGUCUGUAUGGAGAGGCCUGGGGCAUGCAGUGUGCCCUCUGCCCCAUGAAGGAUUCAGAUGACUAUGCUCAGCUGUGUAACAUCCCCGUGACGGGACGUCGGCAGCCAUAUGGACGGGACGCCUUGGUUGACUUCAGUGAACAGUAUGCUCCAGAAGCCGAUCCCUACUUCAUCCAAGACCGUUUUCUAAAUAGCUUUGAGGAGUUACAGGCUGAGGAAUGCGGCAUCCUCAAUGGAUGUGAAAAUGGUCGCUGUGUGAGGGUCCAGGAAGGUUACACCUGUGAUUGCUUUGAUGGGUAUCACUUGGAUACAGCCAAGAUGACCUGUGUCGAUGUAAAUGAAUGCGAUGAGUUGAACAACCGGAUGUCUCUCUGCAAGAAUGCCAAGUGCAUUAACACCGAAGGUUCCUACAAGUGUUUGUGUCUGCCAGGCUAUGUACCUUCUGACAAGCCGAACUACUGCACUCCGUUGAAUACCGCCUUGAAUUUAGAGAAAGACAGUGACCUGGAGUGAAACGGAAUCUACAUAACCUAAGCCCAUAUACUCUGCACUGUGUAAAGGAAAAGGGAGAAAUGUAUUAUACUUGAGACAUUGCACCUAACCCGGAAGGCUGGAAAUACAGAAACAGCAUGGAGUUGCAAGUCCUCUGAAGACAAUGAGAGGACUUAGGAUGAGCCCAACAGGUGUGGCAGACCAAAUGGACAUUUCUCUGAAAAACCAGUAUAUAUAGUCUGUUCAUAUGUAAAAUUCAGUGGAAGAGAGGUGGAACAGUGCUGUUAUUUUAAACAGAAGGUUGUAUUAUUAUGUUGUUUUGUUUUUUUACUAUUGCUUGAUUAAAUUUGGCAUUUAAAUAGUGGUGGAAAUAUUUUAUAUAAUUUUCAUUUUUUGGUUGUGCAGUUCCUUGGCUGUUUUUCUUUUCCUUCAGUUUUUUUAAACUCUCAAAUGAGAAAGUCUUCGAUAAAAUAUUGUUAAGCUGUAUUAUAAAUAUUGUUACACAGGGUUAUGCAAUUCCUGGCCUGGAGCAUUUUUGAAAUUCAAAUUGUUUGUCCUGUGGAGCAGGCAGUGAUUUUGUUUCAAAACUUUUAUACACAUUUGGAGAAAAGUACUUUAUAUUUUCAGUGUUUUGUUUGAUGUUAAUGUCCAUUCUUAGCCAAGCUGCUAGCAGGUGUCAAUUGGAUCCCUUUCCUUCACUGAAAUGGAAGAGUUUAUAAGCUUACGUUAGUAUUGUAAUAUGUAAAGUAAGCCCAACAAAAAUUUUUUAAAAUUUGAUGAUCCCCAAUAUACCUACCAUUGUAUGUUAAAGUGAAAUAAAUCACCAUUUUUGUAGAAAAAAUUCUACCUGAGAGUAAUUGUCAAUGAGUACACGUGUAUAAGUUGUAUCCCACUCUCCCCACUUUUAUUUUUACCAGUGGUCUUCUGUUAAUGUAGAGUCUUUUACAAGUUAAUCAUUAAAUUUGUUAGAUCUUGUUAGGGG
Messenger RNA from Cercocebus atys (sooty mangabey), 7013 nucleotides. RefSeq names its product latent transforming growth factor beta binding protein 1 (gene LTBP1). Gene Ontology annotation, molecular function: calcium ion binding. The transcript is spliced from 32 exons. NCBI's taxonomy places the organism in Eukaryota, Metazoa, Chordata, Mammalia, Primates, Cercopithecidae. Bases 1784 to 6052 code for a protein of 1422 amino acids. The record is from RefSeq and is a predicted model, not a curated record.